Messenger RNA from Tilletiaria anomala UBC 951, 4860 nucleotides. RefSeq lists its product as uncharacterized. NCBI's taxonomy places the organism in Eukaryota, Fungi, Basidiomycota, Exobasidiomycetes, Georgefischeriales, Tilletiariaceae. Gene Ontology annotation, molecular function: single-stranded DNA binding; purine nucleotide binding; DNA-directed DNA polymerase activity. Bases 58 to 4779 code for a protein of 1573 amino acids. The transcript is spliced from 6 exons. Gene Ontology annotation, biological process: lagging strand elongation; leading strand elongation; mitotic DNA replication initiation. Gene Ontology annotation, cellular component: alpha DNA polymerase:primase complex. The record is from RefSeq and is a predicted model, not a curated record.
GAUCACGCGUGCUAUUCGCAGCACAGCUGAUACAUCGAACACGCUCAGAGCCUCAAAAUGGCAAGCAAGUCUAGGAUGAGCGCGCUUGCUGCGCUAAAAGCAAAGCGAAGAGGCGAAUCGAUUGCUCAAAAGGAUGAUUCCGACUCGGAUGUCGAUCUCUAUGACGAGGUCAAUGACGAAGAAUUCAAGUCAAUUGUUCGCGGUCGGAUGAUGACAGACAACUUCAUCGUAGACGACGACGGCGGUGGGUACGUCGAUACUGGGGCGCCAGAGUGGGAGCGCGAAGGCUCAGAGGAGAGCGAUGGAGAAGACGAGGUGCGGCUGGAAGCAUUCGGAACCAAGUCUCGGAGGGGGAAGCGGAGCCUUGCGGAACAGAAUGACUAUGUCAAGGCGGCAGGCGCAAAGAAGGACAGCAGAAAGCCACCCUCCACAGGCUCUGGCCUUUUCGGACGGGGUGGCAGCAGCGCCCGACCGCUCUUUGGUGGUGCGAAGCAGAAUACAGCUGCGCAGGAUGAUGACUUCAUGAGUAAUAUCUUCAAUGACCUCGAAAGUGGAACCUGCCCGACAAAGCCUACUACAAAAGCGUCCUCCACACCGGCGGGCAACAGCACAUCCAGGAAGCGUCGAAAUGAGGAAGCAGCAUUUGAACGCUUCAGAACGACGCAUGUGGCAACCAUUACAUCUUCCAGCCCGCAUACAGAAGAGCUACCGAGCAGUGACUCGGUUGAGUCACCAGCUGAUGCGCCUAUGCAACACAACGUCCGCGUCCUCGACGGCAAGGACUACGGCUCGCCGUCAUGGGAUCAUGAGGGGCUUGCGUCGUCUCCACUGCCGACGAAGAAGCUCAAAACAUCUGCUUUCACGCGUCAAGCCAGUAUCUCCGACAUCCCACCUUUGCCGCUCACGCCGGAGUUCUCCGACGAUGACGACGAGGAUUCCAUCCUCUCCAUCCGCAAAGCAGCAGAGGGCAAGGCGCGGCCAGCUGCUUCUAACAUGCGCAUCUCGAGAGUCCAAGUCUCCGCACCUGCAUCAACCAAAACUGAGGCCUAUGAAAGUAAAACUCCAAGCUUAGGCAAGAAUGGCCCACAGAGUACAGCGCACAAGCAGAGCAACGCCAAGGCGAACGUCAUUGGCUGGCGCGAUAUCCAUGCAAGUCUAGUUCAGGCUGAGAAGCUAGAUGAGGCUGACAAGAAAGGCAAUCCGGCCAAGAUGAACAUGAAUGGAUCCGGGAAUGUUGCAAGCUCGGAUCCACAAAUCUCAGAUGACGAAGGGGAAGGAUCAGCCGAUAAAGACGCAACCGCCAAAGCGACAUAUUUUGAGCAGACAUCAAACACCGUGCAUUUCUACUGGUUGGACCACCUCGAGCAGGGCGAUAAGGUCUAUCUCAUUGGCAAGGUCAGGUCCAAGCAAACGGGGCAGUAUGUAUCGUGCUGUGUCGCGGUCGAAGGCAUGGAGCGUUGUCUGUUCGUCCUACCUAAGAAAGCGCCGGAGGAGCAGGGCCUGGAGCAGAGCAGGGCCAUCCGUGAAAGCAAAAAGCUGCGAAAGGAGCGCGAGCGCAAAGGCGAGUCAACAGACGACAUCGAAGAUAUGGAAGAGGAGGAGGAGCCUUGGCAAGACGAAGUCUUUGAUGAAUUUGACUCGAUCCGCAGCCAGCACGGCAUCAACUCUUUCAUCUCCAGCUGGGUUGUACGCGACUAUGCAUUCGAGCUUUCUGACGUCCCUCGCGAGUCUAAGUACCUCAAGGUUCGCUAUGGCUUCGAUGAGCCUGCAUUGCCUUUCGACAUUUCAGGCAACACCUUCUCGCGCGUCUUUGGCACCAACACGUCUGCUUUUGAACUCUUCGUCCUCAAACGCAGGAUCAUGGGCCCAUGCUGGCUCAAGCUCGAGAGUGCCAGCAUAAACACUGGCACUCCAAUCAGCUGGUGCAAGCUAGAGCUCACCGUAGACGAGCCCAAGAGCGUGAGCACCUUCUCAGACAGUGACAGCCUAGCGCCAAAGGAGACACCGCCCCUCAACGUCAUGAGUCUGAGCCUGCGCACGGUGGUCAAUGUCAAAGAGAACAAGAAAGAGAUCCUCUGUGCAAGCGCACGGACCUGGAUCAACUACGGUAUCGAGGACACAACGCCGCUCGAAAAGGUGCCGUCAAGCCUUCACACCUUUGUCCGCGCGCUUGGAGCCAAAUUUCCGAGCGGAUUCGAGCAGAUGUCCAGAAUGUCCAAGACAAAGAUGGUCGCAAUCAAGUACGAGCGAGGACUUCUCAAUGCACUGCUCGCCCAUAUCAGGUCUGUGGAUCCGGAUGUAAUUCUUGGCCACGAGCUCGUUGGCGUCACGCUCGAUGUCCUCCUACACAGGAUGCGAGACCUCAAGGCUGCGCACUGGAGCCAAAUUGGCCGCCUGCGAAGGCCAAAAUGGCCACCACUGCGGCAAAACUUUAAUGUGCCUCUCUUGGCCGGUCGACUUGUGUUGGAUCUGGCCAGCGAUUGUGGGAAGAGCAUGAUUACAUCCACAACAUGGUCGCUCACAGAAAUGGCAGGGACACAUCUUGGGAUCCAGCGGGAGGAUAUUGAUCCCGACGAGACAGCAGGUGUUUUUGUUGGCGAAGACGCGAAGCAAGUCAUGCUCUUCCUCGCACACAACGACAUGGAUACGUGGCUGCAGAUGGCGAUCGCGUGCAAGGUGCAGAUCCUCCCCCUCACCAAGCAGCUAACCAACAUUGCUGGCAAUAGUUGGAACAGGACACUCAACGGUGGACGCGCCGAGCGCAAUGAAUACAUUCUGCUUCAUGACUUCCACGAGAAAAAGUACAUCUGUCCAGACAAGCUCUCCUUGAAGGACAAGCGAGGUGCUGCCAGGAAAGCCGCCGAGGAGGGUGCCGAGGAGGGUGCAGAUGCGCAAGGCUCAAGCAAGAAAGACAAGUUCAAGGGUGGUCUUGUCUUUGAACCCAAGAAAGGUCUCUGCGACAAGUUUGUGCUGGUCAUGGACUUCAACUCGCUCUACCCGAGCAUUAUCCAAGAGUUCAACAUUGACUUUACAACGGUCGUGCGCGCUGGACCUGCCUUUGCCGACGUGGACGCAAUUCCCGACAUUCCCUCAUCGGACGUCGAACGCGGAGUUCUGCCGACACUCAUCGCGAAGCUCGUCGACAAGCGUCGGGACGUCAAGGGACUGAUGAAAGACAAGAAAGCAUCCGCGGCCAGCCUUGCGCAGUGGAACGUCAAGCAGCUCGCGCUGAAGCUCACAGCCAACAGCAUGUACGGCUGUCUCGGUUUCGAAAACAGUCGCUUCUACGCCAGACCGCUCGCUGCGCUGACCACAUUCAAAGGUCGUGAGAUCCUCACGCAGACCAGGGAGCUUGCCGAAUCACUUUCACUCGAGGUUAUCUACGGUGACACAGACAGUGUCAUGAUCAACACGAAUGUAACCGAGUAUGCGGAGGCAAUCAAGAUCGGACGCGAGUUCAAGAAGGCGGUCAACAAGCGGUACCGGCUGCUCGAGAUCGACAUUGACGCUGUCUUCCAGCGCAUGCUGCUGUUGCAGAAGAAGAAGUAUGCUGCGCUCAAGAUCGAGGAUGAUGGCAAAAUGACAAAGGAAAUCAAGGGUCUCGACAUGAAGCGUCGUGAAUACUCGAUGCUGUCCAAGGAUGCUUCAGCAUACGUACUGGAUCAAGUCCUCUCCGGAGAGCCGACCGAGGUUGUCAUCGAAAACGUGCACGAGUUCCUGCGCAAGCUUGGCAAAGACGUGCGAAGCUCUCAACUUCCUUUGGAUGCAUUCAUCAUCUACAAGAGACUGGGCAAGAACCCAGAGGACUACCCGGACGCCAAGUCGCAGCCUCACGUCCAGGUGGCGCUGCGCAUGAAAGCGAAAGGGAGCAGCGCGCGCUCCGGAGAUGUUAUUCCCUACAUCUUUUGCAAGCCCGAGGGCAAUGCCGCCUUGACGAAGAGCGCACAAGCCGACAGGGCCUUCCACCCAGAUGAGCUGAGACGCGCAGAGUCGAAACUCGUCAUCGACUACGAGCACUACCUCUCACUUCAGGUUCUGCCGCCUAUCGAGAGGUUGUGCGAGAGCAUCGAAGGCACGGACAAGGCACGCUUAGCAGAGUGCCUCGGCUUGGACACUAGUCGCUACGCAUACGUCACGUCCGAAGCUAUGGACAGAGAUUCAGCCGCUUUCAGCACGCUCGACAGUCAGAUGACAGCGGAAGAGCGGUUUAAGGACUGCAGGCCACUGGAGUUCCACUGCCGAGCAUGUGGGGACACAAUCGCGUUCGCGGGUUUGUUCCGCGCGCACCAAAAGCGCAUCAUGGCCGGCGACCAUCUGCGCUGCCCGCGGUCCGAGUGCAGAUCGCGCAUCCCGCUGCCCUCACUGGGGCUGCAACUGCAGCAGCGUAUCGCAGAGCACAUCGCGACGUACUACGCCGGCUGGAUGGUGUGCAGCGACAGUGGCUGCGGACUGAAGUCGCGCCUGACGGGCGUGUAUGCUAAGCGCUGCCUUGCGCCCGGGUGCCAUGGGCUGGCGGUGCAGGUGUACAGUGACAAGGCGCUAUACACACAGCUGAGCUACUAUGCGCACCUCUUUGACGGCGAGGCGCUUCAGCAGAGCGCUGAGGAGCUCAAGCAUCCUGGCACGGCCGCGCAGGUGCUCAGCCAACACAAGGUACUGGUGGGGACGUUGAGCAAUGUCGUCAAGCAGUACCUCGAGAAGAGCGGGCGGAAGUAUGUCGAUCUGGGCAGCCUCUUUGCUGGCGUUUCGCUCGGGCCGCGGAGGACAGUGGUUGUGUGAGACUCAAGACUACGCGAGAGCACGAUGGACAUCUAAUACUUUCAAUCUGUACUAUACGAAGUAAGAGCAAUAUGAAUUCUG